Molecule: messenger RNA, 2270 nt
Organism: Planococcus citri (citrus mealybug)
Lineage: Eukaryota; Metazoa; Arthropoda; Insecta; Hemiptera; Pseudococcidae
Exons: 4
Coding region: 522-2270 (582 amino acids)
Source: RefSeq, a predicted model, not a curated record
UAAUUUUUUUCAACUUUUUUCAUGAAAUCCGUCAGAAAGAGGUGAAAAUAAGACAACUGAAUAAAUUCAAACUUUUUUUGAUGUUUGAAAUUGAAAAUUGAAUUUUUGUAAAUUUUGAUUUUUUUGUGAGGAGUUCAUUUCAUCGAGUGAAAAGGGUUUUUCAACUUUUUCGACAGAUACGUAAAAAUAGGGGUCAAAUGGGUCAACUUCACCUAUCAAAUCUUUUUUUCAUGUUUUAAAUCAAAAAAUCGCAUAUUUUCGCAAACUUCGAAUUUUUUUAAAUUGACUUUGCAACAUGUUACCUUCCUAAUUUUUUAAUAUGUUGUUCAGCAUGAAAAGUUGUUCAUAAUUAUAUUAUUUUCAGAAUUUUUGAGAGUUGGAACGAUAUGAAAACUAGGUUUCGAAACUUUUUUAGCUAAUUUUUUGUACGAAAAAAAAAGUGGCAACAUUGAUUUUCAUGAUAUCACCAAAAAGUCUUUCAAAACCCCUUACUAUGGGAAAAUGUUCCAUUUUGAUUCACGAUGGACUGUGCAGUAACUGUAUUCAUCGAAGAAGGCGCAUGUGAAACCGUUGUCGCCGAUGAUGUAGUGGCUGAUGAGGUUAUACAAGCUGAAGAAGUGAUCCAAGGUGAAGAGGUAAUUCAAGCCGAUGAGAUGAUUCAAGCUGAUGAAUAUGGUCAAGAUGAAUCUUCGCAGGCUCAGGAAAACAAUGAGAACGCUCCUCAGUGGUACCUAUAUUUACUGCAAGCUGAACCAGUUAAGAUCGAACUACCCGAAGAAAAAGUCGAACAAAUCGAUGCCGGUUACGAGUGUAAGAUCGAGAAUGGAUUCAAACACGAGCCUCCAGAGAACAUAGAGUUAGAUAAUAUGGAUCCCAAUCUGUAUGCUGAGUUCGCUUCGGAGGUUCAAAUGGAAGUUGAACAACACCAAGGACUAGAAAUGGCCCAAGUCACGUCCAAAGUGUACGAUAUUAUCCAUCCGAGUCCAGUUUCGCUAAAACAACUGUCAACAAUCGCCGUUAGUCUAGAAUUAUGGCGACUUAAAUUGAGUAAAUUUCGCACCCGCUAUGGUGGAAAAUUGAAUCGGAAUGACUGUUACAUGCUAAAAAUAGAAAAUACCUGGCUUAAAAAAAUGCUUCCCGGUUUGCCUUCCACGAUUUACCAGACGAUCGAAGAAGUUUCAUCAAGAUUUAGGAAAUCGAUGUUAUCUUGGGUGAAAGAUCAUGCUACGAAAGUAUUUGUUUCGUUUGUUUUAAACGAUUUCGAUGAUUUUGUGUGCGAUUAUGAUGGUUUUAUUCAUUACGCGAGGACAGCCGAACGAAUGAUGCGUUGUGAAGGAUUCAGUUCGGAAACGAAAUUUGCAGUCGCUUGUAUGUAUUUCUUCGAAGACGACGUAAGACGAAUUUGGCCAUCUGUAUCAGCAAACAUGAAACUAGAUUUGAUCGAUUUUGACGAAUGCCCUGCAGUAUAUUACUGGAUUUGUCGCCUCACGAAUAAGUUGAAUAAAAUACCAAUCUGGGAGGGUGGAACUGUUGAUGAAAGAAUGCUUGGAGCCAGCAUGGUUCGAAAUAGACCUUCGGUCGAGUAUUUUUGGAAUCGUAUACCUCUGGAAAAACGAAUACAAGCACUUGAAAAUGAAGACCUCAAGUAUUAUAAUUUUGUUAGAUUCAUUUUACCAAAACUGGAUGAUCAGCAGCUCGAUGAAUAUUUCAAUCAUCAUCCGGAUGGUCCAGAUGAUUUGUAUUACAUGUUUCAGAAUCUUUAUUGCGAUGAAUGGAUCGUCUUCAGAACUUGGUUCCACAUUAGGAACAUUAUAACGGAAAGUAGUUUUACCAAUCUUAUAAUGUGUAUGUUUAAAGAUGAGAAGAAAUAUGAUUUCUUUCAACCGGAAAAGUGGGAAUAUUUGACUUGCCAAAUAUGGAAGCAUACCCCGCUUAAUUUAAAACAAUCGGUGAUUAGAGUUAUCUCAUCGGACAGUAGCUGGAUCGCAGCUAUCAAGAUUCGCGAUUGCGGUGAUUGCGAUCGUGAAAAAAUUAACGUCGAGUUGCUAUUGACUAUUUUGCAAGAUGCAUCGUUGAAAGAAAGAAACUUAUUCUUGCGUAAUUGCAGGAGUUGCUUAAAAAAACCACUUCGAAGUAAAGAUUUGCAACGGUUGAUGGAAUUGUGCUGUAAGAACCAAGAUGAGAUCAAUCAGUUCAUGGCUGAUAGCGGAGAUGACUCAGACGAAGAUGAGUCAAACGAAGAUGAGUCAGACGAAGAUGAGAGUGAUUGA